Messenger RNA from Bacidia gigantensis, 1230 nucleotides. RefSeq lists its product as uncharacterized. Lineage: Eukaryota; Fungi; Ascomycota; Lecanoromycetes; Lecanorales; Ramalinaceae. The transcript has a single exon. The coding region runs from base 1 to 1230 and encodes 409 amino acids. Gene Ontology annotation, cellular component: Dsl1/NZR complex. The record is from RefSeq and is a predicted model, not a curated record. Gene Ontology annotation, biological process: regulation of ER to Golgi vesicle-mediated transport; retrograde vesicle-mediated transport, Golgi to endoplasmic reticulum; endoplasmic reticulum to Golgi vesicle-mediated transport.
AUGGCAUGGUUUCCACGUUGGCUUUCCGUGGAGAAGGAUUUUGCUAUCCAGCGUUACAAUACUAUUGUUGAGCAUGUCGAGAGCUUUGAACUCGACUACGACCUCGAUACUUCUAAUGCCACGAAACCUACACAUGCCGCAGUGAGAGUCAGCGACCUUCUUGAGACUAUAACAGACCGCUAUCGUAAUCUAGCAUCAUUCCAGCAAAAGGUUCAGUUCCUGAUCGACGUUCAAGUCGAAAUCCUAGAUAUCUUCCACAGCCGUUUACGUGACUCACUCCAAAGAUAUCAAACGCUAACGUCAACAAUUGGUCGAAAUAUUCAAGGAGCGUCACGAGAAGACCGAGCUGACUUGCAAGGUCUUGGGGGUCUUGAACGGCUUUGCAGCAUCUACGGUAGCGCAGAGUAUAUGGUACGUAAAUUGCGAGACUUCAAUGACGACGUAUUCUUCAUUGAGCUAUGGGACGAGCUACAAUACAGAGCGCGACAGGAUAGGGGUGAUCAGAAUAUCGCGGGACAAAUGAGCCUCGAAGAUGUUGCAGAGCGGACUUCUAGCGCUGUAGGCACAGAGGAAGACUCUGGCGUUUUCUUUGAUGAGACUGCAGCGGCUUUCCGACGACUACAGGUGAAGACCGAGGAGGUGUUGCAGGACAGAUUGGUGACUAGCAUUCGCGAUAUACUCAGGCCUUACAGCAGAAUCAAUCCUUGGUCUUCUCUUUCAAAUUCGGAAUCACCUUCUUCACUUGCUCCAACCGCAGAGCUGGAUGCAACGGUUCAAUAUCUCAAUGAAAACGUCUCUUUCCUCGCCAAAGUUUUGGCACAAGCAGCCCUUCGCCGCAUUGUACGACAAGUCACUCUCGCAAUUCAGUCCUUUUUGUAUGACAACGUCUUGCUACGGUACGUAUUCUCUAUUGCUGGAGUGGCGCAAUACAAGCGAGAUGUUGAGGUCGUGUUGUCGACGAUUGAUCGCUGGGUUGGCGACGGGCAGGCUCAGAGCGGUAUGCGAAGGCUGAACGAUGCUUUGACUCUGCUCGAUCUACCGGUCCAAGCCGGUGGGGGUGCAGACAACAGUUUAGAAAAGGUCGACCUAGGACUGUGGGAAGUUGAGGAGCGUCUAUUCGUUAACAAUGAGAGUGCUAGAGAGAUCCUUCAGGAAUUGGGUCUGGAUUACCUGAGUGAGAGUGAAGCCAGAAAUGUUCUUAGGCGUAGGAUCGAGCUUUCCAGCGGAUGA